AUAAAGGGGCCCGAGAAGGCCGCGCAAGACUCGGCCACGGCGAACACCUCACGAGCCCUGGGUGCCCCGGGACACUAAGAAUCUGCCUCCCGUCACACUGCCACUUACCCCAGAGUCUCAAACUACCCUAGGGGAGGAGCCGGCUGGCGCCCGGCCACUUAGCCAGAGCCUCGGCCGGCCCGGGGCGAUCCGGCUGUCCAGCUAGCCCUCCUCCCGGGUUGCUCCCGCCUCGUCUCUUCCCUCCGCUCUCAGGUUCUUCCCGCCGCCUCCUUGGGCCCACCCAUCCUUCCAGUCCUCCCUGGCCGAGACUGCACGCUCGGCCGCUCUUACCGUGGGACCCGCGAGUGACACCCCCAGCGCAGAACCGAAGCCCUGCACGGCCCCGAAGGGGCAGAGAGGCCAGUUUGCCCGCAGCGUUAAGGCUCUAGGAUGACUGAUUUGAGAUUCCUCCAAACCUGAUCCAUGUCCCUGACCAGGUAGAUAGCACUCUUAGUACCAGCGAUCCAGAACCCCGACUGACCACACUGAAACAGGAUGCUUCAGCAGGUAAAUGGCCACAGUUCAGGCUCUGAUGCCCAAAAUCUGUCAUUCCUCAGAGAUGGUCUGCAGGAGUUCUUGGGUGGUGAUAUCCCAUUGCACCAGCUGGAUGACCUCACCAAGGUGAAUCCUGUGACACUUGAGUCAGUUCUGAGGUGCCUGCAGGCCCGGUACAUGGCAAACAAGUUCUACACCAAUGCUGGCUGUACCCUGGUAGCUCUGAACCCCUUCAAGCCUAUCUCUCCACUGUACUCACCAGAGCUAAUGAGAGAGUACCAUUCUGCACCACAGCCUCAGAAACUGAAGCCCCACAUCUUUACUGUGGGAGAACAGAGCUAUAGGAAUGUCAAGAGCUUGAUUGAGCCAGUCAACCAGUCCAUUGUGGUCAGUGGAGAGAGCGGUGCUGGAAAGACAUGGACCUCCCGCUGCCUGAUGAAAUUCUAUGCUGUGGUGGCUGCCUCGCCUACUUCAUGGGAGAGCCACAAGAUUGCAGAGAGGAUUGAACAGCGAAUCCUCAACUCCAACCCUGUCAUGGAAGCUUUUGGAAACGCAUGUACGCUCAGGAAUAACAACAGCAGUCGCUUUGGGAAGUUCAUUCAGCUCCAACUGAACAGGGCCCAGCAGAUGACGGGAGCUGCAGUCCAGACGUACCUCCUAGAGAAAACUCGUGUAGCCUGCCAGGCCUCCAAUGAGAGGAACUUCCACAUCUUCUACCAGAUCUGCAAAGGAGCCAGCGAGGAUGAGCGGCUCCAGUGGCAUCUUCCUGAGGGAGCUGCUUUCUCUUGGCUCCCCAACCCAGAGAAGACCUUGGAAGAGGAUUGUUUUGAGGUGACCAGAGAGGCCAUGCUCCAUUUGGGUAUCGACACCCCCACCCAGAACAACAUCUUUAAGGUCCUUGCUGGGCUGCUGCAUCUUGGCAAUAUCUGGUUUGCUGACUCAGAGGAUGAAGCCCAGCCUUGCCAACUGAUGGAGGAUGCCAAGUGCUCUCUCAGGACAUCAGCCUUGCUGCUGCAGCUCCAAGAGAACCUGCUCCUGGAGACACUAAGAAUCAGAACCAUCAAGGCAGGCAGGCAGCAACAGGUGUUCCGGAAGCCCUGCUCCCAAGCUGAGUGUGACACUCGUAGAGACUGUCUGGCUAAACUGGUGUACGCACGGCUGUUCGACUGGCUGGUGUCAGUGAUCAACAGUAGCAUCUGUGCAAGCUCAGACUCAUGGACUGCUUUCAUAGGCCUGCUGGAUGUAUACGGCUUUGAAUCAUUUCCUGACAACAGUCUAGAACAGUUCUGUAUCAACUAUGCCAAUGAGAAGCUGCAACAGCACUUUGUGGCUCACUACUUAAAGGCCCAGCAGGAGGAAUAUGCAGUUGAGGGCCUAGAGUGGUCGUUUGUCAACUAUCAGGACAACCAGGCCUGUUUGGAUCUCCUCGAAGGGAGUCCCAUCAGCAUCUGCUCCCUCAUAAACGAGGAAUGCCGCCUCAAUCGACCAAGCAGUGCAGCCCAGCUCCAGACACGCAUCCAGAGUGCCUUGGCAGGUAGCCCCUGCCUGGGCCACAAUAAGCUCAGCAGAGAGCCCAGCUUCAUCGUGAUGCACUUUGCAGGGCCUGUACGAUAUCACACAGCCAGCCUGGUAGAGAAGAACAAGGAUCCUGUCCCUCCUGAGCUAACUGAGCUCCUGCAGCAAUCCCAGGAUCCCCUGCUCACAGUGCUGUUUCCUACAAAUCCUAACAAGACCCAGGAGGAGCCCUCUGGCCAGGGCAGGGCCCCUGUAUUGACUGUGGUGUCCAAAUUUAAGGCAUCACUGGAGCAGCUCCUGCAGGUCCUACACAGCACCACUCCCCACUACAUUCGAUGCAUCAAGCCCAACAGUCAGAGCCAGCCACAGACCUUCCUCCGGGAGGAGGUCCUGAGCCAGCUGGAGGCUUGUGGCCUCGUGGAGAGCAUCCACAUCAGUGCUGCUGGCUUCCCCAUCCGGAUCUCUCACCAGAACUUUGUGGAGCGAUAUGCACUACUGAGAAGACUCAAUCCUCACACAUCCUCUGGCCUCUACAGCCACUAUCUUACCAAAAGGACUUCAGAAUGGCCUCCACCUGCCAAGGAGGCCACACUGCAGCCUCUCCUCCAAGACAUUCUCCACACUCUGCCAGCUUUAAUGCAGACCACGGCCACACAUGGUGACCCAGCUGAGGCCACAACAGCACCAGUACACUGCGGCAGGACCAAGGUGUUCAUGACUGACUCUGUGCUAGCGCUUCUGGAAUGUGGGCGUGCUCAGGUACUGGAGCAGUGUGCCCGCUGCAUCCAAUGUGGCUGGAGGCGACACCAGCACCGAAAGCAAGAGCAGCAGAGGCAGGCUGCAACACUCCUCCAAGCAGCCGUUCGUUCCUGGUUAACUCGGAAACAGAUCCAGAGGCUGCACACAGCUGCUACGGUUAUCAAGCGUGCAUGGCAGAAGUGGAGAACCAGAAUGGCUUUCCUUGCUUCUAAAGAACUGGAUGGAGUAGAAGAAAAGCAAGCUCCUGGUUUCAUGAGCUGUUCCCCACUGCCCCCAGCACAGACCAAGCUCCUGGGGGCAAUCAUCCGACUCUGGCCCCUGGGACUGGUACUGGCCAACGCAGGUGUGGGUGUGCGAGGCUUUCAGAGGAAGCUAGUGGUCUGUGCCUGCCUCCAGCUUCCCUCAAGCAGCCCCAGUAACUACAACAUCCAGACAGCACAACAAGACCAGGCUGGCAUCACGUCCAUCCGAGCACUGCCUCAGGGCUCGGUAAAGUUUCACUGCAGAAAGUCCCCACUUCCAUAUGCUGAUAUCUGCCCUGGACCUUCACCCUGUACUGUUACAGGUUUUAAUCAGAUUCUGCUGGAAAGACACAAGUUGAUCCACUGGUGACUUCUUCUCACCUACUUGGCUGGGUAAUCUUUAAAGCCUUUGUUUCUACAAGGCCUUUUUUGCCAGCUGCCUUGCCAAAGACAUUUAAUUAGCACACAGGUGCCAAACAAUUCUAAAGGCAACUCCAAAGAUUCUCAAAGCAACUCCAAAUGCACGCACAUACAGCCAACAGAUCCAGCCUGCAAGCCAGGGCUCUCCCGCCAGUGGACCAGCCUACCAAGCACUGGAAGGGUGCCAGGAUCCGCAGGGUCCGCAGAGACCUUCCCAUUUCACUACCUUUGUGGAUCAAAUGCAACUGGAGGCUCUCCAUACUGAGUGUUACCUGUUACUAGAGUGGAGCAGUCACAAGCACUUUAAAAAAGAAAACAGGCAAAGUCAACCUACAGUUGGCUCAGUAAUAGCUGAGGAAAACUUGACACUUAGUUGGGGGAGGGGAUAUUUAAUAAGUUCUUGAUUUAUUUAAAGUGAUUU
Molecule: messenger RNA, 3891 nt
Organism: Perognathus longimembris pacificus (Pacific pocket mouse)
Lineage: Eukaryota; Metazoa; Chordata; Mammalia; Rodentia; Heteromyidae
Gene: Myo19
Product: myosin XIX
Exons: 25
Coding region: 535-3420 (961 amino acids)
Biological process (GO): vesicle transport along actin filament; actin filament organization
Cellular component (GO): cytoplasm; myosin complex; vesicle
Molecular function (GO): ATP binding; microfilament motor activity; actin filament binding
Source: RefSeq, a predicted model, not a curated record